UCAGUGUUUGCUCAGGUGCAGAGCUCCAGGUGCAGGCUAGAGGCCAGAAGCCCGCGCGUUUCUCCAAGUGACGCUGCUGGCGGCUGUCGCUAUCCUGACUUUGAAAAGAAGUACAACAUCAUGGCAACCAGAAACAGUGAUGAUCCAUGCAGAUCAUCUUCAUCACACAAAAGGAAAGUCAUUGAGGUUGAUACAGAGCAGGGCAAGGUGAAUGAAGCAGAGAAUCUCUUUCAGAAUACUGUAUAUUACGAAAAUCAGAGUGAGAUGGAAGAGAAUAUAGAAAAUGGAAUGAUUGUGCCUGAUUUGCCAGUAACGACAAACCAGACAAGUCCCAGCUCCAUUAUGGAAAUAGGACGUCAGCUGGCAAUCGUUGGAGAUGAACUUAAUCAUCAAAAGAACAGGGAAUUUCAAGAUGUGCAGGCAUACCUUUCUCUCCCAUCUGAAUUUGGAUAUCAGUCCUUUCGUAGAAGUGCUGAAAGAUUAUAUGACAAUGGAAUCAACUGGAGCCAAACAAUUGGUCUGCUGAGCCUUGGCUACAAAAUGAUGACUUAUGUCUAUCAGAGAGCAGUUACGGGGUGUUUUGGCAAAGCUACAAAAUCUGUUGCAAAGUUUAUUGCAAAGAACCAAAUUGCCCAAUGGAUUGUUGAACAUGCAGCCUGGACCACUGCCUUGUCCAUCGAGAAUGCCAACCUGAAGUGGCUGUUUGGAAUUCUACUGGCUGUCAUGCUGAGCGUGGCGAUUACUCAAAGAUUUAUAAACCAUGAAUAGUUCCAUGUGCUGUGCUGGAUCGUCCAAGCUGGUCUUAGACCAAGCAGCAUAUCUGCUGAUUCCUUCACCCUGGUGGUGGAGAUUUUUUAUUAUCAACUUUGAAUAUUAGAGAUAAUGUUUUUCAAAUAUUUUUGCUUUGGAUAUUUAAAUUUUUUUGGGAAAAGUGCUGGGCCACACUUACAUUUUCUAAACUUUAAUAAUAUAACAAUGAAAUUGAAUGUAUGACUGUUGCUGAUAACUAUCUGGGUUGAUUGCCUAAGGGGAUAUUUGUUGUAGUUUUUCCUGUACUAUACAAAAUUACUGUGAUGAUCCUGGCAACACUGUUGCAUUGAACUAUAAUAUGAGAAAAACUAUUAUUACAUAAAUAUAAAAAAGAUGAUCAUCAUUUCUAGUCAGAACAUUUACUUUGUGAAAGUAUAUUUUUUGGUAUUGAUGUAAAAUGAUUUGCCCAUGAUUUUGAUGCAGGUAUUAACCUGUUUGGAUUGAUACCUCCAUCCAAUAGAAUAUACCACAGAAGUAAAAGCAAAAGAAAAGCAAGACACCUCAGAAGCUCAAUCUGAAAUAAAAACAGAAAGUG
Molecule: messenger RNA, 1345 nt
Organism: Rhincodon typus (whale shark)
Lineage: Eukaryota; Metazoa; Chordata; Chondrichthyes; Orectolobiformes; Rhincodontidae
Product: bcl-2 homologous antagonist/killer-like
Exons: 7
Coding region: 121-768 (215 amino acids)
Biological process (GO): extrinsic apoptotic signaling pathway in absence of ligand; regulation of apoptotic process; intrinsic apoptotic signaling pathway in response to DNA damage
Cellular component (GO): mitochondrial outer membrane
Molecular function (GO): protein heterodimerization activity; protein homodimerization activity
Source: RefSeq, a predicted model, not a curated record